UAAAAGUAUCAGUCGAAUUCUUCCGCACCACGCUGUGCGGUCCUACACACGGUUCGCCAAGUAACCGCAGGCUACCAUAAUGACACUCCUGUACCGCUGCCACGCUCUGGUCAUGUGCAUCGUCAUCGUUUCUGGUAGUACUGACAAUGAAUUACCACAAGGAAGUGCGCACAAUGAGGCUCCUCAUUCACAUGCACGCAAUAACACCACAGAAAGAGAUCAAUACAAAGAUCAAUACAAGAAGCUUCCACAAAUGUGUAAGCAACACCCAGAAAGUGGACGCUGUAAGGCCUUUAUACCAAUGUGGUAUUUUGACCCUCAUCAUACAUGGUGUAAGAUAUUCAUAUAUGGAGGCUGUGGUGGUAACGAGAACAAAUUUGAAACAGAAAAGGAAUGCAUGAAACAAUGCGCACCCUCAGCACGGCCAAAGAUAGUAUGCAGUGCACCGCUGGAAACGCGACCAUGUGUGUUUUCAAGUCGGCCUUGGUACUUUAAACCUGAGAAAGGCACUUGCCAUCGAUUACGAAAAGGCAAAUGUGCCAAAGGUCGUAAUGCUUUCCCGACUUGCCAUGCCUGCAUGAAAAGAUGCAGCCGUCUUGAUGCUGCCUAUGUCUGCGGAAAAAAUGCCACAAGAGAGUCAGGAGGACGCCCAGAAUAAAAACUGCUGCGUGGCGGUCAUCUGAAGUAUUCAAAAGAUCUGCUUUGGA
Molecule: messenger RNA, 707 nt
Organism: Rhipicephalus microplus (southern cattle tick)
Lineage: Eukaryota; Metazoa; Arthropoda; Arachnida; Ixodida; Ixodidae
Product: BPTI/Kunitz domain-containing protein-like
Source: RefSeq, a predicted model, not a curated record